This is a messenger RNA of Colletotrichum truncatum, 1818 nucleotides long. Its product is annotated as major facilitator superfamily transporter. Lineage: Eukaryota; Fungi; Ascomycota; Sordariomycetes; Glomerellales; Glomerellaceae. Gene Ontology annotation, biological process: xenobiotic detoxification by transmembrane export across the plasma membrane. Gene Ontology annotation, molecular function: fluconazole transmembrane transporter activity. Gene Ontology annotation, cellular component: plasma membrane. The record is from RefSeq and is a predicted model, not a curated record.
AUGGCCUCUCUCUUACGCGAAUCCCCAGCGGGCCAGCUGCUGCGCUUAGUCACUCGCAACAGGAUUCUCCUCUAUCCGGAGGAAAAGCCCGAUUUCAAGUUCCCAGAAGCGUGGCUUAGCGUCAUUAACGGGAAAGAUGAACAGCCGGUAUCUGACGCUCAUGCCGGGCAGCUAUCCUCUUCUUCGUACCUGUCCAACGAGGAGGAGAGUCAGCUAUCUAACCCACACGGCAUCACUAGCAGCGACUGCAAUGGCCGUGGCUCGAAUGCCGCUUCCUCUUCGAUGAAGCCAAACCAAAGCAAGACACGAGAUGAGACGGAUCCGUCCACGGAGGAGCUCGCAAAGGUCGACAACGAGCAAGAACUCAACGAAUCAACAUCUCUACCCAUAUCCCCGAGGAUGGAGAAUGGUGUUAUUCUGGUCGACUGGUAUACUAGCAAUGACGCGGAUAACCCGCUGAAUUGGUCCCAUUUCCGUCGUGGCCUCAUCACCUUCUUUCUUUACCUCUACACUUCUGUUAUAUACAUGUCGUCAGCGAUUUAUACCCCAUCCCAGAAUGGAGUGAUGGAAGAGUUCGAAGUCAACCACGCUCAGUCUGCGUUAGGUCUAGCACUGUUCGUCCUUGGAUAUGGUAUUGGGCCUUUACUCUUCAGCCCUCUUGGCGAGGUCCCGUCUUUCGGCCGCAGUUGGGUGUACAUUAUCACGAUGUUCCUCUACGUCGUGGUCUCUAUUCCUACUGUUCUGGUUUCAAACUAUCCCGGUCUUAUGGUGUUGCGCUUCCUCCAAGGGUUCCUCGGCUCACCGUGCUUGGCUUCGGGUGGAGCAACGCUGGGAGAUAUGUACGAUUUGAUCGACCUGCCGUACGCGCUAAUAGGUUGGGUUUCAGCCGUGUGGUGCGGUCCGGCUCUGGGACCCCUAAUUGCUGGUUGGUCUGUAUCUGUCAUGGGAUGGCGUUGGUCACUCCUCGAGGCCUUGUGGGCGGCCUCGUUCAUGUUCGUAAUUAUGCUCUUCUUUCUGCCUGAGACGUCCCAAGACCAUAUUCUAUUGAGGCGUGCACAACGGCUGCGUCGCCUUACAGGGGAUGAACGUCUGAUGUCCAAGAGCGAAAUGAACGAGGCGAAACUCAAAUUCAGGGAGGUUGUCGGUGAAGCCCUUUUCAAACCCAUGGAGAUUACGUUUAAGGAUCCAGCCAUGAUCUUCUUGCAAGUUUACACAUCAAUUGUGUACGGAAUAUAUUACUCGUACUUCGAGGUCUUUCCUCUAGUGUACCAAGAUAUUUUCGGCAUGUCGGUCGGCCAAAUGGGUAUCGUGUUUCAGUGUAUCUUCGUGGCUAACGCCAUCGGUAUCGCCAUGUACGUUGCUUACCUGGCAUUCUACCUCAAUCCACGCAUCCGGACAUGCGGGUUUCCCGUACCUGAGGUUCGCAUGGUCCCUUCCAUGCUUACCUCAUUCGGUGUUACCGGCGGCCUCUUCAUCUUUGCCUGGACGGCCCGCCCGAAUUACCCCUGGAUCGCCAGCGUUAUCGGCAUCACCGUAUACAGCUCCAAUCUCUUCAUUGUAAUGCAAUGCAUCUUUGUCUACAUCCCGGUGUCAUACCCGAAGUACUCGGCGAGCCUUUUUGCUGCAAACGAUUUCUUCCGCAGCUCUUUGGCAUUCGGCUGCGUUCUUUUCGGCCGACCGCUCUUCGUUAACCUUGGAGUUGAUCGCGGAGUUUCGAUUCUGGCUGGUCUGUCAGGACUCGGUAUAAUAGGUGUAUGGAUCUUGUACUUUUAUGGCGGGAAGCUGCGAUCAAUGUCCAGGUUCGCCACCAAGGACUAA